Molecule: messenger RNA, 984 nt
Organism: Alternaria burnsii
Lineage: Eukaryota; Fungi; Ascomycota; Dothideomycetes; Pleosporales; Pleosporaceae
Exons: 3
Coding region: 1-984 (327 amino acids)
Source: RefSeq, a predicted model, not a curated record
AUGCUUCUCAACACACUUUUGGUGUUUUUCGUCGGCCUCGCUGCGGCUGUCCCUACAACCAACAUUAACACUCAGCCGUCGUACCCUAAAUGUAGCAAUCGAAAAGACCCCGCUUUUGUGGCGUAUCAGCUUCUAAAGUUGAGUCCUCUAGGCCAGAAAUGGUGUAAAGCCAAGAUCGCACCCAUUACACAGACAAUCACAGUAGGAGCCGUCCAGACUGCGAAGACUACAGAGACGACGUUGAAUGUCGUAACGAUCACGGGCGGAAUCGGCGGAACAACAACACUCACUGCUCCCGUGGAGACGGUGGUUCAGACCCAAACAGCCAUGGCUACGACUACUGUAACCAGCUCGAUUUGCCCAGAUCCCAUAUCCCCUAUGCCAACGAAGAGGGCCAAUGGUGACUGUCCCAAUUCACCCAUCCUCGGGUGGGCGUGCGAGAUCCUUGAAUAUGCCUGCCACUGCCUCAAUCUUCCAACUUCUACGAUCAAGAAGACGGUCACGACAACAGCUACCACUCUUGUGUCGACGACCACAACCGUCGUCUCGACAACAGCGAUCCCAACCACUGUCAUGACAACUCCGACCAUCACCAAUACCGUGACGGUGACUUCGACGUCCACACUCUGCACCGUAGCCGCACCUCGACCAACAUGCAACAACCCCUCCACCUGCGACAAAGUCAACCAAUGUACUGGCACUUCCAGCUGCAUCUGCAUCGCAGGCUCCGACGGCAUCAAUAUGUGCGGUAACGUAGCCGUCGACCAGGGUUGUAGUGUGCAAAAGCCAUGUGACGUAAACGCCGAUUGCAACCCAACGGAGAUCUGUAUAACAGCAUGCUGUAGCACCAAGAUUUGUUACGCAACAGAGGGAUGCCCAAAUGCUGCGUCAACACGGCGGAUGUUCAGAAAGGAUGCGUCGCUGGUGGACAAGCGCAGGGAUCUGCCACCUUCGUUUGAUCCAUCCGCUGCUAAAGCUCUCUGA